Exaiptasia diaphana is the source of this 630-nucleotide messenger RNA. Its product is annotated as corrinoid adenosyltransferase. The transcript has a single exon. The record is from RefSeq and is a predicted model, not a curated record. Bases 1 to 630 code for a protein of 209 amino acids. Lineage: Eukaryota; Metazoa; Cnidaria; Anthozoa; Actiniaria; Aiptasiidae. Gene Ontology annotation, molecular function: corrinoid adenosyltransferase activity; ATP binding. Gene Ontology annotation, biological process: cobalamin biosynthetic process.
AUGCUGAAACCGGAGCCGGAUUCGAAUGAAGAAUCUCCGUCGGCCGAUGCCGGAGAGCAGGACGAAGAAGCGGAGGCGUAUCGGGCCAAGGUGCGCAAAGAGAAGAAGAAAAAGGGCUUAGUGAUCGUCAAUACGGGCAACGGCAAGGGCAAAACCACGGCGGCCCUCGGCAUUCUUAUGCGCUCCACGGGACGCCGCAUGCGCACCGCGGUGGUGCAAUUCCUGAAGCCACCCAAGGCCCGUUUCGGCGAGAUCGUCGCCGGACGCGAAAUGGGCAUCGAUUGGGUGGGGACCGGCGACGGCUGGACCUGGAAAAGCAAGGAUCUCGACGAAAGCGAAGCCCGAGCCCAGCACGGCUGGGAGCUCGCCCAGGAAAAGAUCGCGAGCGGUGAUUACGACGUCGUGUUGCUCGACGAAUUCACCUAUCCCAUGCACUACGGCUGGAUCGAUACCCAAGAAGUGCUCGAUUGGAUCCGCGAGCACAAACCACCCAUGAUGCACCUGCUCAUCACCGGUCGUUACGCACCGGCGGAGCUCGUCGAAUUCGCGGACCUCGUCACGGAAAUGCAGCCCAUCAAGCACCCGUUCAAAGAGCAGGGCAUCAAGGCUCAGCCCGGCAUCGAGUUCUAG